CGCGCGGGAUGCGCUGAAGGGCGAGCGGCGCGGUGGCGGCGAUGAGUGCCUCUGCGGCCACCGGGGUCUUCGUGCUGUCCCUCUCGGCCAUCCCCGUCACUUAUGUCUUCAACCACCUGGCGGCCCAGCACGAUUCCUGGACAAUUGUAGGGGUUGCUGGCCUCAUCUUGCUCCUGGUAGCCCUGCUGGCUCGCGCCCUGGUCAAAAGAAAACCACCCCGGGACCCACUGUUCUAUGUGUAUGCAGUUUUCGGAUUUACCAGCGUGGUGAACCUCAUCAUAGGCUUGGAACAGGAUGGAAUCAUUGACGGGUUCAUGACACACUACUUGAGAGAGGGUGAACCGUAUCUGAACACUGCGUACGGGCACAUGAUCUGCUACUGGGACGGCUCUGCUCAUUAUCUAAUGUAUCUGGUGAUGGUGGCGGCCAUAGCGUGGGAGGAAAGUUAUAGAACUAUUGGCCUCUACUGGGUUGGAUCUAUUAUCAUGAGCAUUGUUGUUUUUGUGCCAGGAAACAUUGUGGGGAAGUAUGGAACCCGCAUUUGCCCUGCUUUUUUCUUAAGCAUACCGUAUACUUGUCUUCCUGUCUGGGCUGGUUUCAGAAUCUAUAAUCAGCCAUCAGAAAAUUAUAAUUAUCCCUCAAAGGUCAUUCAAGAAGUCCAAGCCAAGGACCUGCUGAGAAGACCAUUUGAUUUAAUGUUGGUCAUGUGUCUCCUCCUGGCAACUGGAUUUUGUCUGUUUAGAGGCUUGAUUGCUUUGGAUUGCCCAGCUGAGCUCUGCCGAUUUUAUACGCAAUUUCAAGAGCCCUACCUAAAGGAUCCUGCUGCUUAUCCUAAAAUCCAGAUGCUGGCCUAUCUGUUCUAUUCUGUCCCUUACUUUGUGACUGCGCUUUAUGGCUUAGUGGUUCCUGGAUGCUCCUGGAUGCCUGACAUAACACUGAUGCAUGCCGGAGGUCUAGCUCAGAUUGUCUUGAAAUUGUCAAAAAGGUCAGCAAGGGUAUCUAAAAACAAAGAGCCCACCUGAGUUCUCAACAAAGUAGAAUUUCAGAUCAUGAACAGGCGAUUCUCUUGGCACUGCCCUAAGCACUCCACAAAGAUCAGCUCAUUGAACAGGCAUAGCAAUCCUUAUGAGGUAGGCUCCAUUAUUAUCUUACUUUUAUAGAUGAGGAAGCCAAAAAGGUUACAUACCUAACCCAAGGUCAUACUGCCAGUAGAGAUGGGCUCUGACACUGGUGGUCUGGUUCCAGAUGCAGUGUUCUUAACCCCUGGACUGUGCUGCCCAGAAAACCCUAAAAAGUGACACAGUUCUGGAUUAACUACUUAUAUUGUAUCGGCCAAAUAGCCUGGCUGUUGUUCCAGCAUUAGUUUUGGCCUAUGAUACUUAUGUGGACACAUGAUACUCUUUCAGCUCUUCUUUCUGGAACCAAGAUCAUGAUUUUUUAGUCAUCCUUUCCAUGUUGUCUCUAAAUACAAGAAAAGGGAGCUAUUAAAAUUUAACCGUUCUUGGCUUUUUUUUUUUUUUUGCCUCAUUUUCCAUUCUAAUCAUCCAUUAAAAAAAAGUCAAAGCAUAUCUUGUAAAUUUACUUGAGGUGGAAGCUGAUUUAGAAUGGCAAGAAAGAGGAUUAGUGCCUCCCAACGUCAGAUCACUGAACUUGGCAGAAGUUUCUGGGCUCCACAAGUUGUACCUAUGAUCCUGGGUGACAGUCAGCUCAGCGGCACUGAGCCCAGAGCCCCUGGAUACAAACCCAGGUGCCAGGCUGAGCUCUCGGUCCUUCCAUCGGCAGGCCUUGUGUGCUGGGGGAGGGCACCGUUCUCAGCAAGACGGGGUUUUUCUGAAGCCUGGGGAGGAAGCAGUGGUUGGGUGCUGACUCAGCAGGAGGUGUGGCCACUGUAAAGACACCUGUUAGAGCUGCAGGCACUGCCAGAAACCGCAGAACACUGGCCUUAGGCUUCUCUCACCUGCAGACACCUCUUUGCAUUAGAAAUGUAAAUAGGUAAUUCUGGAGAAGGCAGGCCUACCAAAAUAGGUAUAAAAAUAGAGAAAUGCUUUGUAGAACCUUUCUGUACUUUGACAGUCACAAGACCAAUGUUGUUUAAUGUUUAUUGAGCUCUAACAAUUUGAGAGGCGCCACACAAAACAUUAGACACAGUACCUGCCCGGUGGGCUUACAAUCUAAUCUAAGGACAUGAUCAUUUUGUAAUGUUGCCAUGAUUUUGCUGUUUUUUGAAAAUGAGGUAUUAACUGCACUGGGGAGUGCAGGAAAAGAGCCUACGGAAUCACUGACUUUUUAUGCAGGUUUCCCUAUGCAAGUAGGCAUGAUUGCUCAUAUUAAUCUCUCAAAGUAUGGUUGGCAUUUCCCCAAACCUGGUGAUUUUUGUCAUGUGUACAAGUGUCUAUAAAGACAAAGACACCAAACCCACAUUUCUGAAGAUCAAGGUUCAUAUCUAGCCUCUAGUCCAGAAGUUUGGUUAUACUAUUCAGAAAAACACUGUUAUUCAAAAGAAGCCCGAGGGAAAGACAGCAACAGGGGCCAAGCUCCUGAUCAGUGCUCCUAGAACUACCCAAGAGCGGCUCCUUGGAGCAGCCUCUCCAGUACCCUUUACUCACAAGGCUGUUUGUCUUCAGAGCCCGGAGAUGGAAUGCUUACCAUCUGUGGGGUGCCCUCUGGGCCUCUGCCUGGGGGACAUGUGCUUGAGGGCAGAGCCCUCACGGAGCCUCAUGGAUCACAGUGCAGACAGAGGUGGACAGUUUCUGUGUUGGUCCUUGGUAACACGCCACACUAAUUUUUUAUCUCCAGAGAGUAGCAAAACUGUACUGUGAGGUCCCCAGAAUGUAUCAGUAAUUUGUAAAAAUGUAGCCUAUUAAAGUACCUGUCACUGAUACAGAUCCAUACACAUGCUGCCAAUGAAAGCUUGUCCUUUUCUUCUCUUGGUAAAGUCAAGUGCUAAGGAACAACUUUUAUCUGUUAACCACUUAGCAGAAUAAACUGAUUUCAUACAGAAGGAAGUGUAAGAACUUAUACGUAUUUAAAGCAAAUUAGUUUUUCAUUCUUAUUCUGUGACUUCUUUAGGUUAUAAUAUCUUCUCUCUUUACUUUGAUCCUGAUGAACUAAUAAUUCAUCACUUGUUAUAUUUAGAACCAAUCCUUUAUUCACAUAUAGCUUAGAUUUCCAGACUCCAGGGUUGCAUUUUGUAACAAUAUGAGAAUCCUGAGGAAAUCCUCACACAGAAGCCUUUUCUAAUACAGUUUUCCCCUGUGCUUAUGAAAAGUAUCAAAAAAGAUACAUUCUGAAUGUACGUUAUGAACAAGUAUAUAAGUACAAAUGGGAAGCUCUAGCCUCAGGUUAUGCUGACAAGCCAUACUUCUAAAUAAAUUAGAAUUUGAUUUGCCUACAUGUACAUUUACCAUUUUAUAAAGAGCAACCACAGUCCUACCCCCACCCAAGUUGGUAACAACCUUACUUACAAAACAACCCUUAGUAUUUUUUAAAGUUGCAUAAAAAAAAAUACAUGAAGAAAUAAACAGAAAAUAUAUAAUGAAGGGCUUUGAGCUCUUGUUGCAAGGAAUAGGUAAAAAAGACUGAUUAAUGAAGCUGAGGUCCUCAGUGCUUCUCUUUAAAUAGCUGUAUUAAAAAUAUUUUCACUUUUUAAACUCUGUACUUUCUUCAUUUGUAUUGGAACACAUUUAGUAAGCCACAAUGAGUGCCUGUAUAGAUCUCCAGAAUGCAAAUCAGAAGGAAAAAAACCCUGAGAUUUUAUUCAAUUUUUUAAAUUGAGCACUAAUGUUUGGUAAGGGGCACUGGAUGGGUGAUAAAGCCACACUAAGGAAGGUUUACUUUAUUUGAACAGUUAUGUUAAGACUGGCCCUAAAUUCAGUGAAAUCCUGAAGACUAUGGAUUGUUUGAGAGAAUACUGGUUUUGAGGGCACAGGAAACAUGGUCUGAAUGAGUCAUCCAGAACACACUGUGAAUCCAACUGAACACAGAAUUCAUGCUUACCUCCCCCCUUUUUCUUUAAAUGCAACAGGCUCAGUUUUCUCACAUCGGUGCUUCUCUUCAUGCUAGAACUGCUUAUGUCUACAGAGUCCCCGAAGAAGCGAAAACCCUUUUUCUAGCAUUAAACAUAGCAUAUGGAGUUCUUCCUCAGCUCUUGGCCUAUCGUUGUAUCUACAAACCAGAGUUCUUUAUAAAAACAAAGGCAGAUGAAAAAGUUGAAUAAAGAUAUUAUUUCAUGUU
This is a messenger RNA of Callorhinus ursinus (northern fur seal), 4233 nucleotides long. The record is from RefSeq and is a predicted model, not a curated record. Lineage: Eukaryota; Metazoa; Chordata; Mammalia; Carnivora; Otariidae.